AUGAAUAAUAAUAAUUGUUUGGGAGUUAAAGAAAUCAGAUAGAAAUGCAAAUCAUUUUUUGAAUCAUAUACUAAUCGUUUACCAAAAUAGAUUAAGAAAUAAAGAAAUUCUUAAGAGUAUUAAUCACUCUGUUAAAAUGAAAUUAGAAAAUAUGAGAAGAUUUAUAUAAAACCAAAACGAUCUGUAUAAUAUAAUUCUAUCUAAACUGAAACAAAUUAGAAUGAUAAUUAUAUCAAUUACUAAAGAAGAUAAAGCACAGAACCAAAAACUUACUCUAAAAAAAGAAAUCAUAUUAUACAAACUGUAUUUUCAUUAGAAUUAAUUAGUUUUUAAGAAAAUAUUAAGUUAAAUGGACUUAUUUAAAUCAUGUAAUAUUGAUACUUUUAAUAAUUAAAAAGUUAAUAUUGGAGAUAUUGAAAUUUAACAUCAAUAGAAUUUUGAAGAUCAUAAAUGUAAUUUUAUUAAUAAAGAAAAUAACAAGUAAAAUAAUGUAAGAUUACCUAUAUUAAAAAAAUGUUUAUUAUGUAAGAUAUCUUAUUUAUUUAUUAGAAUUUGAUAAAAUUGAAUUUAAAAUUAGUUAAGGUAAGUUGACUAAAUUUAAUGAUAGUUUUUAAACCCCAUUCUUUGGAGCAAAAAAACAAAUUUCUUUAGAAAAGCGACCUUAUGAAUUUUAAGGAUUAGUUUAUAAGCGAAAGAAAUGAUUUGAUUUAAUAAUUUAUUACUAAUAUUUUCUCUAUUAAAAAGAAAAGAAAUAAUUUUUAUUAGAUGAUUUAAUAAAUAAAUUAUUUAAUGAACAACAUAAUUAUGUCAAGUAAUGGAUCCACUUAUGCCUUAUAAACUUAAUUAGGUAGUGGUUCAUUUGGAACAGUAUAUCAGGUCUUAGAUCUGAGAACAAACAAGUAUUAUGCUUGCAAAAUAGUAUUUAAAUUUUAUUAAAAUAUAGAUUUCAAAAGGAUUGUUAUAUAAAUAUAAUGCAGAACCAAUGAUUAGAUAAGAAAUUAAAAUCUAAUCAACAUUAAAUCAUAAAAACAUACUCAAAGUAUAUCAUUCUUUCGAAGACAAUCAAAAUAUUUAUAUCAUUUCUGAAUUCUGUUCUGGUGGUUCAUUAUAAACUCCAAAGACUCCAUUCUAAGAAAAAGAUGUUUUUAACAUUUGUAUAUCUAUAUUAGGUGCACUGGAUUGUUUGCAUUCGAAUAAAAUAAUUCAUAGAGAUUUGAAAGUAAUAUAAUAAUUAUAUCUUCUAAAAAUAGUUAGAAAAUAUUUUUCUUCAUGAGGAUGGAACAUAUAAACUGGGAGACUUUGGUUGGGCUACUUAUAUCGAUAAAGUGGAGCCCAUUCUUUGUGGAACUACCGAAUAUAUGCCACCAGAGGUUGUGUUGAAAUAAUAUCAUGAUUAUAAAGUAGAUUGCUAUUCACUUGGAGCAUUAAUUUAUGUAAUAUAUAUAGAAUAUAUUAUUUUUAGAUCUUAUUGCAUACUCAUUUCCCAUUUUAAGCAAAUUCUUAGCCUGAUUUAAUUGCCAAAAUAACUAGUUAAGAAGUCAUUGUUAAUAGUAAUAUUAAUGAAGAUUUAUAAAUUCUUAUACAAGCAUUAUUGACUAAGGAUCCUAAUGAUAGACCUACAAUUCAAUAAUUAUACUUAAGUAGAUGGAUAAAAAGUUAGAUGAAAUUAAAUAAUAUAUUUAACAAGUAUGAGAAUGAAUAAUUAAAAAACAAAUUUAGAAAUAAAAAUAUUACAAUUAAGACUUUAGAAGUGAAGUAAAUAUUUAUAAUUUAUAUAUUUCAAAGUGGAUCAAUUAAAAGUAGUUUAUCAGAUAGUCAAAAAAGCUCAUUAACUCAUAGUUCUAGUACUCAAAUAAGUUCAUCUAAUAAUCCUUGUUCUCCUAUUGCUAAUAAAGGAAUUAUUGAUUAGAUAUUCAAUUUUAAGGAAUUCGAUCAUAUCAACUCUGUGCCAUAACCUAAACUUUAUUGAUA
Paramecium pentaurelia is the source of this 1971-nucleotide messenger RNA. Lineage: Eukaryota; Ciliophora; Oligohymenophorea; Peniculida; Parameciidae. The record is from the annotation of a GenBank genome assembly.